GUCCUCCAACUGUCACUCUGUGUGUGCCCGUUCUCCUUCCCUCCCCUGUGUCCGUUCUCCCCCUCUUAACUGUCACCCUAUGUGUGUCUGUCCUUCCUCCUACUGUAACCCAAUGUCUCUCCUACCAUCCUGUUACCCUAUGUGUGUCUGUCCUCCCUCCCAUUGUCACUCCAUGUCCGUCUACUCAUCCCGUGUGUCUGUCUCCUCCUACCCACUGUCUCCCUGUGUCCGUCCUUCCUCCUACUGUCACUCCAUGUGUGUCUGUCCUCCCUCCCUCUGUCACCCGCUGUCCGUCUACUCCUCCCGCUGUCACCCGUUGUCUUGCCACCCCCUGUGCUACCCCUUGUGUUCCUCCCCUCUCGCCCUAUGUCCGUCUAACUGUAUCUAACUGUCACCCUGUGUCUGACCUCCCUCUGACUGUUAUCCUGUGUCCAUCAUGUUGCAUCUUGGGGAUCCCUGUCAUCUUGGACCAUGUCUUUCCCUUCCCUGACUGUCAUCUUUUGUGGCUUGGCCUUCCUUCUCCCUCUGUCCCUCCAAAACAGCCACCCGCUCUUCAGCUCUUCAUCCUGAGUUCACAUCCUGGCUGCCCAGCUGGGUGCCCCUCAGUGUCUCUUGGUGGACGCUGAGGAGGUUGGCCGUGGCGUCGAAGCUGCUCCUUGUGGAAUCCCAGGUUCCACCAGGCCCUUCCUCUGGGUGGUGAUUACAGAGCCCAGCCCGGCCUCUUGACAUUUUUUUCGAGACAGCGCUGGCCCCAGGCUGGAAGGUCGGCGGCAGCUGCUUGCCUGGGGGCUGGAAUUUCUAGUUUCUCAGGAUUGUUCGAGGCCGUAGACCCAGGAAGAUUCCGGGACGAGGAGAGGGGGCAGUAGUAGCCUGGUAUGGGCGUUCAAGGUACCGUCUGUGUCCUGCUGUCAUUCCCGUUCAUCUUCAGCCCAUGUUUGGGCUGCGGGGAGGCCACGCCUGAGUGGGCCGCCCUGCUCUACUACGGACCCUUCAUUGUCAUCUUCCAGUUUGGCUGGGCGGCCACACAGAUUGCCCACCUCAGUCUCAUCCCAGAGUUGGUGACCAAUGACCACGAGAAGGUGGAGCUCACAGCCCUCAGGUACGCCUUCACCGUGGUGGCCAACAUCACAGUGUAUGGCGCCGCCUGGCUGCUGCUGCACCUGCAGGCCUCCUCGCACUCCGGCCAGGACAUCGGUGUGGGGGACCAGCUGGGAGUCCAGGAUGUGCCUGUGUUUCGGAACCUGGCCUUGCUGGUGGUGGGCUUAGGCGCCAUCUUCUCGCUGCUCUUCCACCUGGGGACCAAGGAGGGGCGCCGGCCUAGGCCCCGGGGGUCGGAACCCGACGAGCACAGUCCCCUGGUGGCUCCAGCGGACAGGCCACUGCUGCUCUGGAAACACUGGCUUCGGGAGCCAGCUUUCUAUCAGGUGGGCUUGCUGUACAUGACCACAAGGCUCAUCGUGAACCUGUCUCAGACCUACAUUGCCAUGUACCUCACCUACUCCCUCAGCCUGCCCAAGAAGUUCAUUGCCACCAUCCCCCUGGUGAUGUACUUGAGCGGCUUCUUCUCCUCCUUCCUCAUGAAGCCAGUCAACAGGCGCAUAGGGAGAAAUAUGACCUACUUCGUGGGACUGCUGGUGAUCCUGGCCUUCGCAGCCUGGGUGGCCCUGGCAGAUAAGCUGGGCGUGGCCGUGUACGGGGCCUCUGUGCUGCUGGGUGCCGGCUGUGCCACCAUCCUCGUCACCUCCCUGUCCAUGACAGCUGACCUCAUUGGGCCACACACGCACAGCGGAGCCUUCGUGUACGGUGCUAUGAGCUUUACGGAUAAGGUAGCCAACGGGCUGGCAGUCAUGGCCGUGCAGAGCCUCCAUCCCUGCCCUUCCGAGCUGUGCUGUGGGGCCUGCGUCGGCUUCUACCACUGGGUGAUGGCGGCCGUGACGGGCGGCGUGGGUGUGGCCGCUGCCCUGGCUCUCUGCAGCCUCCUCAUCUGGCCCAUCCGCAUCCGGACCUGGAACCCUGGAGACCGGCCCUGACUCCUGGCUCCCCAGGCCGACGAGACUAAUUACCAGGCAGACACCCCGGCCCCCACCUGCUCGGGGUCAGAGGGCACGGCAUGCCAACCGUCGACGCAGACAUGGGGACAUGUGGAUGCAGGGGUCGGCAGCAGGGCUUUAUCAGAACGUGGGCGUGAUGGCCCCGAGCGGCUGGCCGGUGGGCCGGUACCGGCGCUCCACGGCCCGCUGCGUGAAGUCCUGCGUGGUGUAGCGCGGCCGCAGUGACGGCGACAGGUUCGGCACGUAUUCGGACUGCCAGGGCAGCUCCACCCCGAACUGGCUCCUUUUGGCCACUGCAGACCCCCGACCGGCUCAGCAGCUCCGGCUGGGGGUUCUGGAGCCCAGCCCCCCGCCUGGCAGCGCCGCCCCUCACCUUCCCACCCGCCGCGGUCUAGCGCGCCUCCUGGCUCUUCCUGCUGGUUUGACACCCGCUAGCCUAGCCUGCCUCCCGGACUUCUCUGCCAGCAGAGUGCAGGGUGACCCAUGCCCUCCGUCCCCUCCCGACCCCAUCCCUGCAGCUCACCGAACUCCUUGCCACGGAUGUGCCUGUCCUUCCACGGCACGCAACCCCAGCGCGUGCCCGUGGCGAGGUACUGUGGGGGCAGCGCGGGGUCCCAGAAGGCCGUCUCCCGCAGGUGCUGUGUGUAGCCUGGGGGGAGGUCGGUGGGGGGAGGGAUGGUCAGCUCGGCACCCACGGGUGGGCCCGGCCAGGGGCAGGACACUCACCGGCAGGCAGGCCGCGCUGGCCCCUCUGGAAGCAGCCGUUCCAGCGCGCGUGGGCCUCACGGUAUGGGCUGUCCAGCGCAGCGGGCAGCAUGUACCAGGCCUCGCGUGGCGCCGAGUUUGUCAGGCCGGUGUACCACACCUGGCCGACCGCAUCCCUUCCCAUGGGCGUGAACUUCCAGCGCAUGUCUUGCUUGACGGCCGGUGCCGAAUGGGGCCCCUUCCGGGCCACAAAGUCAUUACUGAGGAAGGACAGGCACUGAGCCGGGAUGCCCGCUGCUCCCAGCCUCAGGUUUCCCAUCCGCCCUUUGCCAAGGUCACCCCACGCUGUCCGGCCUCUCCUCUGCGCUCCCCCACCUGAGGAUCCCCCUGCUUGUUUGAGGCGGGGCUCACUGUUGGCGAUCCUCCUGCCUCCCAAGCACUUGUUUGACAGGCACAAGCCACUCUGGCUUCUGGGAGGAGGAAGAGGGAAGAACCCAGCCAGUCCGGGGGGCCCCUGUGCAUAGUGCGCCUGGGAGGCCUCAGCAGACCAGCCGCCAGGGUUGCAGGUUAAGGGGUGGGGGGAAGGGACCCACCUAUUCAGGGGGGGCGGGAAGUAACGCUCGAGGGUGCCCGAGGGGACGUAGGGCUGGGUAGCCUCCCGCCUCAGGUUCUCCAUGUCUGCCUCUGUGUUCCCAGAGGCUCUGACUACCAAGUCCCCACAGCCUUUGUUGACAGGGACAAAGGUGUCCCAGCAACAGGAAGGGGGCAGCCACAAUCCAUGACAGCUCACUUCCUGCGGUAGGGCUGGAGCCAUCAGGAUCAAAGUAGUGCCUGGGGCCUCUUGAGUGCCCUCCUUGAGCCUGGGUCCCCACAGCCUACCCUCACCAACACCUACCAGGAAGGGCUCGUGGGUGCGCAUACUGGGCCAGAGUGUGAGGUAUGAAGGCCAGAGAGAUUCAGCUGGGUGAUGGGUACAGAGCCUGGAGUACACUCAGCUUGAGGCUGUCACCAACCAUUAUGGAGGGACCCAGAGACGAACGCCACAAAGUACGGGCUCUGCAACAGGAUAUGCCCACAACAUGGAGAUCCAUCGGGGAGGGGUUUCCCGGGGGCUGUGGUUGGGGCCUCUGGGACUGUUAACAGCGCUGAAGAUGCCAAGCCCAGGGGCUUGCUCAUGUUAUGAUGGCGCACUGUUCACUCUGUGCAUCUCAGGAUAAUAAACCGGCAACGCAGUCA
Meriones unguiculatus (Mongolian gerbil) is the source of this 3992-nucleotide messenger RNA. It is a transcript of the gene Mfsd12, whose product is annotated as major facilitator superfamily domain containing 12. The record is from RefSeq and is a predicted model, not a curated record. Lineage: Eukaryota; Metazoa; Chordata; Mammalia; Rodentia; Muridae. Gene Ontology annotation, molecular function: symporter activity. Gene Ontology annotation, cellular component: membrane. The transcript has 10 exons. Gene Ontology annotation, biological process: carbohydrate transport. Bases 876 to 2030 code for a protein of 384 amino acids.